UAAGCCAGAACUCCAAACCCUAGCAGACUAGUUUCUCUCUCCUAUUUCUUUCUCUCUCUACCUGUAUUUCGAUGCGCUUGGGCUCUUGAACGCCAUGGCUUCGGAGAGUGUUUCCAGAUCGAGCUCGGCGGCCGAUUCGUACAUAGGAAGCUUGAUUAGUUUGACUUCCAAGAGUGAGAUCAGAUAUGAAGGAGUUCUUUACAAUAUCAACACCGAAGAGUCCAGUAUCGGACUCAGAAAUGUUCGAUCUUUUGGAACAGAAGGAAGAAAAAAAGAUGGGCCACAAAUUCCCCCAAGUGAUAAAGUUUAUGAGUAUAUACUCUUCCGUGGAAGUGACAUAAAGGAUUUGCAGGUUAAAUCUUCUCCACCUGCUCAGCCUGUUCAGCCCACACCACCAAUUAACAAUGAUCCAGCAAUUAUUCAGUCUCACUAUUCUCGUCCUGCCGUUUCCACACCAUCUAGUUUGCCGUCCACUGUUAGUGGGUCUGUGACUGAUAUUGGUUCUCAUACUGCACAAUUGGGACUCCCUGGUUCAAAUUUCCAAGGUGCGUUGCCUUUGUAUCAACCUGGAGGGAACUUAGGAUCAUGGGGCGCUUCACCUCCUCCACCAAAUGCAAACGGUGGUGGUCUUGCCAUGCCAAUGUAUUGGCAAGGAUAUUAUGGCCCUGCAAGUGGGCUUCCUCAAAUGCACCAACAACCUUUACUUCGGCCACCACCUGGGUUAUCAAUGCCUUCUUCCAUGCAGCAGCCAAUGCCAUACCCCAAUUUUAAUCCUCCUCUACCCAACGGAGUUCCAAACUUGCCUGAGGUUCCAUCUCCUUUACUUUCUGCUGCUACUACUAGCUUUCCAAAUUUAACCUCUACUUCUGUAACACCAUCAACACUGCUGACAACUCUACCUGUGGUGCCUCCUGCUUCAUUAGCUCCUGAGACAUUAAUGAGUUCAGUGCCUAACAAGGAACCAAAUUCUAGCAUAUCUGCUUCCACCUUCAGUGCUAAUUUGCCAUCACUGCCUCCUUUGACUACGACUUCAGACAUAAGCUCUAUUCUACUGCCAAUUGCUAACAAGCCAAAUGCAAUUUCUGGUCAAUCUUUACCCUAUCAAACUGUUUCUCAGUCUACUUCCUCCAUUGUUGGGCCAUCCAAUACUGUCCGGACUGAGGCGCCAGCACCUUCCCUAGUAACCCCUGGACAGCUGUUACAGUCUGCUCCUGCUGCAGUUUCCUCCCAACCUUCACAAACAGUCCAUAAGGAUGUUGAGGUUGUUCAAGUAUCAGUGCCAGUUCCAGCAGAAGCUCAGCCACCCAUAUUGCCAACACCACCACCUGCUCGAGCUGGUCAAAGGCCAAAUGGAGCACCUUUCCAAAGUCGACAUGGUUAUAGGGGCCGUGAAAGAGGACGAGGAACUGGGUCACGUCCAGUGACAAAAUUCACUGAAGACUUUGAUUUCAUGGCGAUGAAUGAGAAGUUCAAGAAAGAUGAAGUUUGGGGUCACCUUGGCAAGAAUAAUAAAACCAAAGAGGGGAAUGGAGAAAUCAGUGAUGAAGAUGAUACCCAAAACGAAGAUGAUGUCGGGUUAGCUAAGAUUGAGAAGCCUGUAUACAAUAAAGAUGACUUCUUUGAUUCUCUCUCUUGCAAUGGGCUUGAUAAUGACCCACAGAAUGGAAGGACCAGGUAUUCUGAGCAAAUGAAGAUAGACACCGAGACUUUUGGUGAUUUUAGUAGAUAUCGGGGUGGUCGUGGCGGUCGUGGGCCUGGACGUGGCGGCCGUGGCCGUGGUGGUUACUAUGGACGAGGGGGAUACGGUUACAAUGGAAGAGGCCGUGGGCGAGCUAUGCCAAACCGUGGACAAUAGUUCGCAGUUGAAAUUAUGAGUUUAUAGUGGGAUAAGCCGCGAGUCAGUUGCCCAGCAGAACAAUGGAGCAGAUAGAUAUUAGGGCCAUGCGGAUGUUGUGCUUUCAUUUUUUUUUUUUUCCUUUUUAAGUUUUUGCUUGUCCAGAAAAUAAAUACAGGGAUACGCGUUUCUUUUUCUCUCUUUUUUUUUUCCUUGUUGAUUUAGUCUGUCCCGAUUUCAAUAGUUCUUGUAUGGAUCUAAUCAAUGUACUAGAGGGAUAUGCGUUAGGUCUAGAGAAGAAAUAUCAGAUGUACUAGCCAAUGGUUUUAGCAAUUUCUACCGUUUCAAGUGUUUAUUUGUGCAA
Morus notabilis is the source of this 2198-nucleotide messenger RNA. RefSeq names its product protein decapping 5. The record is from RefSeq and is a predicted model, not a curated record. Gene Ontology annotation, molecular function: mRNA binding. The transcript is spliced from 8 exons. The coding region runs from base 95 to 1855 and encodes 586 amino acids. Gene Ontology annotation, cellular component: P-body. Gene Ontology annotation, biological process: cytoplasmic stress granule assembly; P-body assembly. NCBI's taxonomy places the organism in Eukaryota, Viridiplantae, Streptophyta, Magnoliopsida, Rosales, Moraceae.